AUGGCUCAGACGGACGUGCUGCUGACCAAGCAGCCGGCCCCGCAGACGGUGCCGCCGUGCGAGCUGCCCCCCAAGCUGUACGAUGUGGCCCGCAACACAGGCUCCCACACGUCCGCGGGCCUGGCCACCGCCGGCUUCCGCACGGCCAAGUACCUGGUGGACGAGUGGUUCCAGAACUGCUACGCCAGCUACCACCAGGCCUUUGCCGACCGCGACCAGUCGGAGCGGCAGCGCCAUGAGAGCAGGCAGCUGGCCGCGGAGACGGAGGCGCUGGCGCAGCGGACGCAGGAGGACUCCACCCGGAAGGUGGGCGAGCGCCUGCAGGACAUGCACUGCUGGAAGUCGGAGCUGCAGCGGCAGGUGGGCGAGCUGGUCGCCGAGACGGACCUGCUGCUGGCCCAGAAGCUGCGGCUGGAGCGCGCCCUGGACGCCACCGCCAUGCCCUUCACCAUCGCCACCGACAACCUGCAGUGCCGCGAGCGCCGCCAGCACCCCGACCUCGUCCGCGACCACGUGGAGAUGGAGCUGCUGAAGGAGGUGGAGCUCAUCCGGAACAUUCAGGAGCUGCUGAAGAGGACCAUCAUGCAGGCUGUGCACCAGAUCAGGUCGAACCGGGAGCACAAGGAGCUGUGCGAGAUGGACUGGUCUGACAAGGUGGAUGCUUACAACAUCGACGAGACCUGUGCCGGAUACACCAACCAGAGCACGGAGGUGCAGUUCCACCCACAUUCCACCAAGUUUGAGGAGAGCGCCUCCAUGCCGGAGACCUGGGCCAGGUUCACGCAGGAAAACCUGCAGCGCGCCGAGCGAGAGCGCCUGGCCUCCUUCAACCUGAGGGGCCUCAUCGAGUGCAUCCUGCGCGACACGUCCGAGGACCUGCGGCUGCAGUGCGACUCCGUGAACCUGGCCUUCGGGCGCCGCCUGGAGGAGCUGGAGGACGCGCGCCGCAAGCUGCAGCAUCACCUGAACAAGACGCUUCGCGAGAUCUCAGACCAGGAGCAUAACGUGGCCGAGCUGAAGCUGGCCAUCAGGAACAAGGAGCUGCCUCUGAAGGUGGCGCAGACCCGCCUGUACCAGCGCUCACAGAGGCCCAACGUGGAGCUGUGCCGUGACACCGCCCAGUUCAGGCUGGUGAGUGAGGUAGAGGAGCUGAACAGGUCCCUCACUGCACUGAAGGAGAAGCUUCUAGAAGCGGAGCAGUUGCUGCGCAACCUGGAGGACACGCGCAUGAGCCUGGAGAAGGACAUCGCCGUCAAAACCAACAGCAUCUUCAUCGACAGCCAGAAGUGCAUGACCCACCGCGCCCGCUACCCCACCAUCCUCCAGCUGGCCGGCUACCAGUGA
Molecule: messenger RNA, 1344 nt
Organism: Pipistrellus nathusii (Nathusius's pipistrelle)
Lineage: Eukaryota; Metazoa; Chordata; Mammalia; Chiroptera; Vespertilionidae
Source: the annotation of a GenBank genome assembly